AUGGACCAGGAGGUGAUUCUCAGCGUCAAUGCGGACUGGAAUACGUGGUAUUUGUAUAUCUACCUGAAGGCUGAAGCAGAAGGCAUCUGGGAGUACAUCGACCCAGAUGGACAUCAAACUCUUGAGCCUGUUGGAGAGCGUCCAGACCCCCCUGCUAUUCCAGACAAAACACUGGAAGGGGACGCAUUUGAAAAAGCCUACGACACCUUCAGGAUGAGGAAGGACAUCUAUAUGUUCCUUAGCAACCACUGGAUGGACAAGCAUGAAGACUUCGAGGAAAAGAAUACAAAGCUGGCGGCGAUCAACGAGCUGAUCUACAAGACGGCUUUCCGGCAUAGAUCCCUGUUCAAUGAGACUGGAGAAGAGAAACGCGAGGAGGCCAGGCCGACGGUUGCAGUAGACGGACAGGUCCUUGUGCCACCGCCGCGGGUAGGCUCUGCACGGGCAAGGCUAAUAGCCCUGAGACAACGGCUCGAGCCAUCAAGCUGGGAAACAAGAGCACGAGCUCGAGCACUGUAUUUUCAAUCCCUUAGUUGA
Thyridium curvatum is the source of this 537-nucleotide messenger RNA. RefSeq lists its product as uncharacterized. NCBI's taxonomy places the organism in Eukaryota, Fungi, Ascomycota, Sordariomycetes, Thyridiales, Thyridiaceae. The transcript has a single exon. Bases 1 to 537 code for a protein of 178 amino acids. The record is from RefSeq and is a predicted model, not a curated record.